CGUGGCCGCUGGCGUCACUUCCUGGAGAGGGACAGCUGAGCCUGAGCCAUUCUCUUUAGUGUUUGCCUUGUCUGCCUUUUCCCCCCUCCUCUCACCACCACUUCUCAAACACUUUAUGUCAAAUAACAAGGGGAGUGCUGUGUAACUGCGGUGAAACCAAACACUAAUACCUCAAAGCACUGUAGCCCAUGGAGUAAUUAAAGCCUGGACGGAAAGAAUAAAAGGAAACGCUUUGCAGCCUCUCUUCAUACCUGUCUUACACUGACGCCCUCUACUUCUGCUCCUCGAAGCUAUCCCACCCAAGGAUCAAGAUCGGCAGCUGCCAGGCACUCGACAUGUCGCAGGUCCAGUUCCAGCCAGCUCUCAGUGGUCCCCUUCCCAGCACUGUGCCCAUGUCGCUUCCCCAGCCCCAGCCUGGCUUCAGUAUUCCCUGUGCGUCUGGGACCCUGCCCUCUGAGAGUGCUAGCCAUCCCCUGCGGAGUUCUGCCCUGCCGUCUGCCUCAGUCACUCCUUUCAAUGCACCUGCAGUUUCAGCACCCAACAUGGCAAACCCUAAAGAGAAGACCCCCAUGUGUCUGGUGAAUGAGUUAGCCCGUUUCAACAAGAUCCAGCCAGAAUACAAACUCCUUAGUGAACAGGGACCAGCGCAUGCCAAGAUUUUUUCAGUGAGGUUAACGUUGGGGGAGCAGCACUGGGAAGCUGAGGGAACAAGUAUCAAGAAGGCACAGCACUCUGCAGCUGCCACCGCUCUGUCCCAGACCACACUUCCCAAGCCCACCAUGCGCAGCCCCCGCAACACAGGCAAGAAUCCAGACAGCAUAACACACACUGUGGAGCUUAAUGCACUUUGUAUGAAACUGGGAAAGAAACCCAUCUAUAAGCCCAUUGACCCAUACCCUGGAAUGAGACCCAGUUUCAAUUAUACCAUCAGGGCACCAACUCCUUAUCCACGGUACUACUACCCCUUCCCACCAGUAGGGCCAGCCCUGUACCACAUGGAGCUGUCAAUUGGAGGCCAGCAGUUCCAUGGGAAAGGCCGCACGCGGCAGGCGGCCAAACACGACGCGGCCUCUAAGGCCCUGAGGACGCUGCAGAAGGACACCCUGCUAGAGCAGCUACCAGAAGUGAAUGGUGAAACGUUGGAAGAGAACCUCAACAAAUCGGAAAUCAGCCAGGUGUUUGAGAUUGCACUGAAGAGAAACAUGCCAGUGAACUUCGAGGUGCUAAAGGAGGCAGGCCCCCCACAUAUGAAGAGCUUUGUGGUACGGGUAACUGUAGGUGAAUUUUCCGCUGAAGGUGAUGGCAAGAGUAAGAAGUUGGCUAAGAAAUGUGCAGCAACAGCAGUGCUGGAGGAGCUGCGCCGACUCCCCCAGCUGCCCGUCAUGGAGAAGCUACAGCCACGCAUUAAGAAGAAAACCAAGUCUAUCAUUAAGCUGCAGACCAGCCCAGAGUACGGGCAGGGCAUGAACCCCAUAAGCCGCUUGGCACAGAUUCAGCAGGCCAAGAAGGAAAAGGAGCCCGAGUACAGCCUGGUUACAGAGAGAGGGCUGCCACGACGCAGGGAGUUUGUCAUGCAGGUGAGAGUCUGCAUCCAGAGUGCAGAGGGCAUGGGUCCCAGUAAGAAAAUCGCCAAACGCAACGCGGCUGAGAAGAUGCUGGAGCUGAUGGGAUUCAGGGUGCCUCAGCCUCAGCCCCCGAAACCAGCCCUCAAAACAGACGAAAAGCCACCAAUCAAAAAACCAGGAGAUGGGCGAAAAGUGACCUUUUUUGAGCCCAACACAGUGGAUGAUAACAGCAUGGGAACCAAGGAAGACGAGUUCCGUCUGCCCUACAUGAGUCACCAGCAGCUGCCUGCAGGCAUUCUGCCCAUGGUGCCUGAGGUGGCGCAGGCAGUUGGUGCCAACCAGGGCCACCACAACAAGGAGUACAGCCGUGUGCCGCCUAACCCUGCCAAGGCCACCCUCACUGCCAUGAUCGCCAAUGAGCUGCUGUAUGCCGGCACCUCUCUAACUGCAGAGACCAUUCUCAAGAGCAACAACAGCCUGUCGCACCCGCCCCCUGGGCCCCUCACACGCCCAUCAGAGCAGCUAGGCUACCUGGCCACUGUACAGGGCCUGCAGGUAGAAUAUAAGGAUUUUCCCAAGAAUAACAAGAACGAGUUUGUGUCGCUGAUCAACUGCUCCUCCCAGCCUCCCCUCAUCAGCCAUGGGAUUGGGAAAGAUGUGGAAUCUUGCCAUGACAUGGCUGCACUGAAUAUACUGAAGCUAUUGUCCGAGCUGGACCAGCAGUCCAGUGACAGGACAGGAAAUGGACCAAUCAGUGGGCCAGUUCCCAGAUGUGGUAAACAAGAAAUGGAGGGUGACUCUCUCCUCAAACAGACUAACUCAAGCACCCUAGGACACACUCUGGAUAACUCCAUAUAGACACUGGCUGAAGAAUAAAGCACUAGAGAAAAAUCACAAACCCAUCGUUUUAGAGGCUACAGUGCAAGUUACUGUAGUAUCCAAAUCGCAACAGUUGCUAAAUAUAUUCUAUCAUUUUCAUGGAAGAGAACCUUAAUGUCAUUUAAUUGCAUUCAUAAUUUCUUUUCCUAGGAAAUAGCUGUAGCUGCUACAAGCUGGUUAAUAUUCUCCAGGGUAUUUUGGAGAAAACAAUAAAAAAUGUGAUUGAU
Messenger RNA from Brienomyrus brachyistius, 2671 nucleotides. RefSeq names its product staufen double-stranded RNA binding protein 1 (gene stau1). Lineage: Eukaryota; Metazoa; Chordata; Actinopteri; Osteoglossiformes; Mormyridae. Bases 336 to 2423 code for a protein of 695 amino acids. The record is from RefSeq and is a predicted model, not a curated record. The transcript has 15 exons.